Molecule: messenger RNA, 4242 nt
Organism: Porites lobata
Lineage: Eukaryota; Metazoa; Cnidaria; Anthozoa; Scleractinia; Poritidae
Source: the annotation of a GenBank genome assembly
GCCUGAUUGUCCACAUGCAGUCGGUGCUUUCACAUCUGUAGUCUCGGUGUUAGAAGCUCUAAUACUACAAAUGGCAGACAACGAGGAGAAAUCUUGCACUUUUAUAAAAGGUUAAGUAUUGCUUGAAUUUAUCACUUGAAAAGAUACGAUCUUGAUGUCGUUAAUGUCGUUAAACCAGUUUAAGAUGCCUCAAAGAGCUCUACUCUUCAGACAGUAUCGUAUUACCCGGGUUGCAUCCUCACGCGAUCACCUUAUUUUAGAUCAAGGAACAUUAGAUUUAGAAGAUCGAAUCCUGCUAUAUACAACUUUUCUAUGGGUGUUACGAAAACUAAGACCCUCGAAAACUAAGACCUAAGACCUAAGACCUGUCUUAGUUUUCGAGAUUACCAAAACUAAGACCCCCUAAAAUCGAAUCCGUCGAAAUAUAAAGUCAAAUGGAAACCGAAACAGGUCUGAUCUGUCAAAUUAUAUCAUGUUCGAUCCUUUCGGUUUCCACCGAGUUUUAGGUCAAAUUUAACGGUAAAUUUAGGGGUCUUAGUUUUCGUAAUUUGGAAAACUAAGACCCCUCUUAGUUUUCGUAAUCUCGAAAACUAAGACGGGUCUUAGGUCUUAGGUCUUAGUUUUUGAGGGUCUUAGUUUUCGUAACACCCACUUUUCUAUCUCAAAAUUGUGACAAAUGACCAGAUUGAAAGGGGGCCAACCUUGCAUUCUCGGGUAGCUCAGCUGUACUUACCUUCAAGUUAAUAAACUGACUGCUGAAGUCUCCUUUCCCGGUGCAUUUUAAGGCGGGAUGAAAACGAACAAAAUAAAGAGGGAAUCAUUAGAGAAAAAACUGAAAAAACAAACAAGUUAAAAGAAAUGCCACCAGCAAAAGAAUGACUACUGGCUCAAGGGGCAGGAGGGUGAUGGGGGUGGUGGGGGUCAAUGGCUGGGGCAGUGCAUGGGGGCUACUGAACAAAUUUACAUACAGAAGGGAGGGGUGUGCUUCUGCACUGAGUUUCACCAUGACCCUGAAUUGCAAGUUUAAAUAUGAUGAAUCCGUCAAUUCACCCUUGGUAAGGAUACUAGUUCGAGUGACACAUGCCUGUCAUUCCUUUUUUUCAGCUGGAAAUAUCAGUCAAUCACCUGACCAAUCUCACCACCAUCAUCAUCAUCAUCAUGAGCACAGUCAUGGAGCUAAUCAACAUGGACACACACAUGAAUUUAUGUCAAACCCAGGAAUAUGGUUGGAGAGAGACAAGUUAAUAAAUAGAGGAGACUGGAAGCAAGUAAGUUGCUCGCUGAAAAUACCCUGCAAGCCCUUAAAAUAAACUAACCUCUGAGAAAAAUAUUGGUCUAAUAAUAAAGUUGGCUCUAGGAGAAACUGGCCUUUAAUCUUCAGUGGUACUUUAAGAUGAACUGAACUUUAGAACUUGACAGGUGUGCAUGUCUUGGGGAGGGGAGGGGGCAGGGGUGUGAGGGAGGGAUGGGGCACAUGUUGCUCUUUUCUCUGAGCUAGAAUAACAAUAACUUUGUUGAUAGGCUUAAUUGUUACCGUUUGUCUCACAUGAUCAAUAGCAAAGUGACGAUCCUGAGACAAACAAUAAACCUGCUUAUCAUACCCAUACCAUGAUAUCUUUCAUCACAAAUAACUUUUUACUGAAAUGACCAAAAGAUUUCACCAAGUGGGGUUGGGGGUAGGGGGCUCCACAUGAUUCCAUACACUCACACUAAACAUGUCUCUAGCUAGGAUUGAAAUGUCUAGCAUUAUUUUUUAGGAAUUUUAGCUAGGAUGACUUUUAAAUUUUAUUUUUCAGAGGGCAUUCACUGUUGGCAUUGGAGGUCCAGUUGGGUCUGGUAAAACUGCAUUAGUGCUGGCACUUUGUAGACAUUUAAGGGAUUCUUACGGAGUCUGUGUUGUUACAAAUGACAUCUUUACUAGGUGAGCAAAGAAUAGGUGUAACUGCUAUCCCUGAAACAUUUAGUUCAAGUUGUUUUGGUAAAGUGACAUGCCCUAAAACACUUGCAAUGACUGCAAAUAGGCCUUUUGCAUAAUUGCAUCAUUUUACCACUACAACCAUAAUUCUUUUUGUUUUUUCUUUCAUAUUCAAAUUUGGUAACCUCAGUGACGUUUAAAUAACAAAAGAUCUAAUUUGCACAAGAAAGCAAUACCCUGAAGGAUUCUGGUUAUAGAAGUAAAAUGAUGCCAUUAUGCAAAUAGCCUAUUCCUUGAUUUUUGCUUCAAGGGAAGAUUGGGAAUUUCUAGUGAAAAAUGAAGCUUUGCCAGAGGAAAGAAUGAGGGCUGUGGAGACAGGUGGAUGUCCACAUGCUGCUAUAAGAGAGGUAUGAUGGCCUUUCACACUUCUUACAAUCACUGGCACAAUGUUUGGAAGGAAGGGGUUGAUCUUGUGGGGUGUAGCCUCGCCUAUGCCAGGUUCUCAGAUAGUAAGAGACAUGGUGAAAACAAUUUCAAUGGAAAAUAGGAUGCGCAUGAUCUGGAUAAGGGCCGUCUUCUCUCUCUCCAACCCCCGUUCAUUUUUUGUAUCAGUUUUCAUUUUCUCCGCCCAUUACUAUUUUGGAGCCUGGAACAGGCUAGGUUUACUCCUAUAUAGCUGUUGUUGAUACUGUAACUGGCAUAUUUCCAACAACCUGUGUGAUUAAGUGAUCUUUGGAGACAAAGAGAGUUGUGUAUCAUCAGUUGAUGGUAUUUAACCAUCAAUGGUUUUUAACCAUUAUUGGUCAAUUACCAGCAGGCAGCAAUGUUAGUGGUUGUCUAAGAGAGACGAUAUCACUAUAUUAUUUGCUGUAAUUAACAUGUGGAUGUUCAAUUCUAUCUUUGGUUUAAAUUUAUUUUAAUCAUACAGCCACACCCAUAAACAAAGUCAUUGUCACACAUGCCAAACCUACUGUACAAGGGAAAAUAAAAUAUUAAUGUUGAAUCAAAAAACCCCCACAAUAUUGUUUACAAACUUUGAAAGGAAGCAUAACAUUACAGGUUACACAUGAUUGUUUUGCUAGGACUUUUCAUUAAACAUGGAGGAAGUUAAAGAACUGACAAAAACAUUCCAACCGGACUUGGUGAUAAUUGAGUCAGGUGGAGACAAUCUUGCCGCUAACUACAGCAGAGAACUGGCUGACUACAUCAUCUACGUCAUUGAUGUUGCAGGUUGGUAUGUCAUGCAUAUUUAAUUUCAUGGACGAUUAAGAUGAGGCAAGGCAAUGUUUACUUCGAGACUUGUGUUAAACAAGUAUAUCAACUUCAUCCAAAUAACCUGACGUUACACCAACAGAUGAUUCGGCAAUCAUUGAGCUAUUUGGGUUCAUAGAUGUUAUAGAUUUUAAAAAGUUUUCAAGGGGCAUGUAGUCUUUGUCCUCAGGCUGUAGAAAUAGACUUGAAGAGAUUUACAGUAAACAAAUAAAUAGAAACCUACAGGCAAAGGGAAUGUGUGGAGGGGCAGUGGGUGCUUCUUUGACUCCAUCUUAACUCCGCCCAUGUGUUUAAUAAUUCAGCCAGUAUGACAUUAAUUUUGAUGACUUCAGAACAUACUUUCUGGGAAAGCUAGAGAGAGUGUGAUCCUCCCAUAAUUAUAUAGCUUACACAAUUUUUUUUUCUCUUAAUUCUGCGUGAUGUUCCCUUAUCAAGGAGGUGACAAAGUUCCUCGCAAGGGAGGCCCAGGGAUCACACAAAGUGACCUGUUGGUUGUGAACAAAACUGAUUUGGCAGAAGCUGUAGGAGCAGAUCUUAAGGUAUAUCAUUUUAAAACACUUUCACUUACAUGAUAAUCUAAAUUGUCUCUCUCCUGCACCCCCCCCCCCCCCUCCUUUAUGGGUUAGGGGAUGGACACAGCUGACAUUUCAGACUACAUCUGAGUAUAUAAUGUUGUAUAAAUGUUACAGAAAAAGAGACUUUCCUUUGAAAGAUCACAGGAUUUUUCUGCAGACUUAAAAUUCAACCUAUAGCAUGCAUCAUCAUAUAUGAGCCAGUAGGAAAAGUUUUUUUUUAACAGCAAGGGUGGGUCAGGUGGCGUUAAGUGUAAAAUAGUUCCACCUGGGACAGACCCCCUUGGUAUUCCUGAUUUCUAGAACAAAACAUUGAAAAAUCUUUUCUUUUCUCACUUUCCCUAUUAGGUCAUGGAGCGUGAAUCAGCUAUGAUGCGCCAAGGGGGACCAACCAUUUUUUCACAAGCAAAACACUUAGUUGGUGUUAAAGAGAUAGCAGAUCAUAUUUUAACUGCCUACAAAAAAGCUGUAAAGCAUAUAUAA